UAAUUUUUCUACCCUUAUUUAAUAUCUCAUUUUUUUUAUUAUAUCAUUAACAUAUACCAAUUGGAGUAGAAAUUGUAGAGAGAGAGAGAACAAAAAGGGGGGACGCGAAUAACAGAAAACGGAAUGGGUUCUAUGAACAUAUCCACUCCGGUUCCACUGACCGCCUUUGGCCGGAAUCCAACCAGCUAUUUACCCCGGCGGCGACCCAACUCAGUUUGUUUCCUUGCAAAUUCGCCACCAGAAUCUCCUCCCAAAAUAGAGCUCGAGUUCAUUGGGCCGAAAGCGGAUGGUGAGGGAUCAUAUCCGGUGGAUAAAGCGAAAGAAAUAAGCGGAGCGAAGCUGCUGAGGAACGUGAUGUUGGAUAACAAGAUUGAGCUUUAUGCCACCUAUGGGAAGUUGAUGAACUGCGGGGGAGGGGGUAGCUGCGGAACUUGCAUUGUCGAGAUCAUUAAAGGAAAUGAUCUUUUAAAUGAAAGGACAAAUACUGAACUAAGAUACCUUAAGAAGAAACCUGAAUCUUGGAGGCUAGCUUGUCAAACUAUUGUUGGGAAUAAAGAAAACUCUGGCAAGGUUGUUGUUCAAAGGAUUCCUCAAUGGAAGAAGUAACAUACCUAGCCAAGUAGCACAUCCUGGAUUUUAUCUAGUUUGCAUCAUUAAUUUAUGAAAACUCUUGCUUUCAUUUAAUGAAAGCUAGCUGAUAUAUAUAUGUAUAAUGUAUAAUUUUCCUAACAUGUUUUGUAAUGCUGCUUACCACUUGGUUUCUAUUCUAGGGUACAAAUCUUUGUAUGAUAUUAUAAUAUAUACCAUGUGUGCUCUAUACUAGAAAUUACACACAAUGUUAUGUUGGAGAAUUUAUUAAGCAAAAGUGGUAUGUGGCCAUGGAGAACAGAGCAAAGGGAAGUCACUUGCAAGAUUCUAUUAUUGGUGAUGUUUUGUUUUGCACCUUUGAAUUAUGUUUUGUUUUGGUGAUGUUCCCUCCCUAUGCUACAAGCUUAACAACCAAGUAAUGUCUUUAGUUUUCUUGUUUUU
Messenger RNA from Cicer arietinum (chickpea), 1029 nucleotides. Its product is annotated as photosynthetic NDH subunit of subcomplex B 3, chloroplastic. Gene Ontology annotation, cellular component: mitochondrion. Lineage: Eukaryota; Viridiplantae; Streptophyta; Magnoliopsida; Fabales; Fabaceae. Gene Ontology annotation, biological process: P450-containing electron transport chain. The record is from RefSeq and is a predicted model, not a curated record. Gene Ontology annotation, molecular function: 2 iron, 2 sulfur cluster binding; electron transfer activity.